AUGGCGGCUGCGACGCUGGGGGGUGUCACGCCAGGCAUGGGGGGCAUGCAGCCGUCAGCGCAGGCGCCGAUGCCGCGGCUGCACAUGGCGCAGCCGCAACCGCACGUGCCGCAGCCGCAAACGCAGCCGCUUCCGCAGCAGCAGCAGGUGGCGGGGCAGAAGAAGCGCGGGGCGGUGAAGCAACUUGUGGUGGUGGUGGAGGGCACGGCGAGCAUGGGGCCGUCGUGGGCGCUGCUGAGACGCCUCUACCUCCACCCGCUGCUCAAGUGCGUCGUGCGUGCGCCCUCCCACUUGGCUCUCGGCUUCACUUCCGUGCUGCUCAUGCGUGCCCCAUCCACUCACCCCUCUCGUCCUGCUCUCUCGUCUUUUUCCCUUCAAUUCCCGCUCUACUCAUCGCAUCCCUGUCCUGUAUUCUCCCCGUUCCCCUCCGUGCUUCGCCCUCCUCUUUCUUCCCUACCCCCCCCUGCCCUCCGCCCCCUUUCCCUCCGUCUGCCACCCCUCCUGCCCUCCGCCCCCUUUCCCUCCGCCCCUCUGCCAUCCCCCCUGCCCUCCGCCUCCUUUCCCUCCGCCCCUCUGCCACCACCCCUGCCCUCCGCCCCCUUUCCCUCCGCCUCUCUGCCACCCCCCCGGCCCUCCGCCCCCUUUCCCUCCGCCCCUCUGCCACCCCCCCUGCCCUCCGCCCCCUUUCCCUCCGCCCCUCUGCCACCCCCCCUGCCCUCCGCCCCCGCGCAUGCCGUGCUCGCCAGGGCCUUCUGCGGCGUCGACUCUCUCACACAGAGGGCGGGCUCAGCAGCGGUGGAGCUGGCUCUCGUCGUCUACCACUCGCACGGCUCCUUCUCAGCCUCGCUGCUGCAGCAGACGCCCUUCACGGCAUCACCUGCCGUCUUCCUCUCGUGGCUCGACACGCUCUCCUUCUCGGGGGGCGGCGCUGCUGAUGCUGCCGUUGCUGAGGGCCUCUCAGAGGCGCUGCUGAUGCUGUGCCCCACAGCAGCCCCAACUGCCACCCCACCAGCGGGCCUGGAGCGCCACAAGCACGUGGUGCUCGUCGCUGCCUCGCCGCCCCACCGCCUGUCCACCCCCGUCGUCAAGCCGCCCCUGCCCACCGCCCCAUGUGCUGCUGAUGGGUGUGCGACGGCAGCAGGGGCUGGUGCGGGUGGGGGUGCCAGUGGUGGGCCCAGCGGGGGCGCGCACACAUGGGAGGCAGCAGCGUGGUGGGUGGCGUCCGCCCCCUUGGUGGCCUCGCUCUUCGCCCACCCCCAGCUCUAUGUCACGCUCUCUCUCAUCGCCCCUCGCAACGUUCCUCAACUGAGACAGCUAUACGUUGCGGCAAAGCGCAGCCCUAGGGCGGCGGAACCUUCGGCGGACGCAGCCCGGCAGCACCCCCACCACGUGGCACUCAUUGCUGAGGGCUUCCUGGAGGCACGCACCGUGCUGCACCGCGCUCCACCACCCAAUGAGGGCCCGCCACGUGGCGCACAGGCGGUGGGCCCCUCUCCUGGUGGAGGAGGAGGAGGAGGGCCUGGGGCGGGGGCUGGUGGUGUGCCUGCGGUGGCGAUGGCGGGUUCAGUAGGGCGACUGCCACAACAACCGGGGCCGCCCAUGGGUCAGCAGGCAAAGCAGGAGCCCGUGUAUCCCGCAGCACCACAACAGCCUCUUGCCAGGCCUGCUGCUCCCUCCCCCUCCCCCUCGCAACCCCUGCGCGCCCACCAGCCCCCUUCUGCUGCGGCAGGGGCUGGGGGCGCUUCUCUGGGCGGGGGGGGUGUGGCGGUGGGGUUGGGGGCAGGGCAACCAGGUGCUACUGCUGGUAUCACCACUGGUGCUGCUGGCGGUGCUGCUUCUGCUGCUCCUGCGGCGGUUGUGGGUGCUGCGGGGAUGGGACCAGCUGGGGGUAGCGCUGCUGCGGGGGGACUGCCUGGUGCUGCUGCAGGCACGGCUGCUGCUGUUGGAGGGGCGGGGCGAGUGGCAAUGGGUGGUGGGGCUGGUGGGGUGGCGGGAGUGGCAGCAGCAGGAGCGAUGCAGCAGCCUGGAGUGCCCCUGCAGGCACAUCAGCAGCAGCAACAGCAGCAACAGCAGCAGCAGCAGCAGCCUUCUCAGAUGGUUGUUGGCCCUGGAGGCCGCAUGAUGCCUCGUGCCGCACCUGUAGGCAUGGCAGCGACAGGAGGAGGAGCAGCAGGAGCACCUGCAGCAGGUAUGGGUGUAGCCAUACCAGCAGCCGUUCCCGGACCUCAGAUGGCGAGGCCUGGAAUGCCCAUACCUGCCGGAGGCCCGGGAGGAGCAGUUGUUGGCAUGGCAGGCCGCGGAGGACCAGGUUUGGCUGCUUCCCAGCCAGGCCUUGCCCGUGGGCUGGCACCAGGUCGGGGAGCAGGCCCGGGAGCAGGUCCGGGAGUAGGCUCGGUAGCAGGUUUUAUGGGGCGCGGAGGUCUGGGAGUGGCAGCAGAGGCGGUGGGGGAGUCAGGGGGGGGUGCAGCAGCAGCAGGCAUGGGUGGGCGUGGGGUGGGCCUGCAGCAGGGCAGGGCGGGGCAGACAGCAGUGGUGGGUGGUGGGGCGGGCAUGGGGAUGGGGAUGGGGGGAGCAGGUGGAGCAGCAGCGGGGCCGAUGGUGGGGGGGCAGGCCGGCAUGGCAAGGCGUGUGGCAGGGGGCGUGCAGCGAGUGGGUGUGGGGCAGGGUGUGCCAGGGCAGGGUGUGCCAGGGCAGGGUGUGCCAGGGCAGCAGGCCACCGCAGCAGGAAUCGCUGCCGGGACAGCAGCAGGUGGGGCAGCAGCAGGCGGGCCAUCAGGUCCCAUGGGAGGAGGAGGAGCAGCAGCAGCAGGGCCUGGGACUGCCAUGGCUGCUCGCCCGCUGCCUCACGCUCCUGCCGCUGCUGCCCCUGCUGCCGCUGUUGCUCCGGGCGCUCCACAACCCACAUCCGCUGCGCCUGCUGCUGCUGCCCCCCCUGCUGCUGCUGCUGCUGCAGGAGCAGGCGGUGUGAGGCCGCCUGGGCAGCCCCCGCGGUACCUCAAGCUGUGGGAGGGAACACUUAUGGGCCAACGCAAGGACAAGUCUGUUGAGAUCUGCCGCAUGGAGGGAUACCACCAGGCAACAUCUCCCCCCAACCUGGCAGCAGAAUGGCCGGACACAAUGCAGAUAGUGCGUCUGGUGUCCCAGGAGUGCAUGAACAACAAGGAGCUGGCAGGCAAGGCGGAGCUUCUGGUGUUCCGCCCCAUGUCAUCACACGUGUUCCUGCAGCAGAUGGCUGAGAAGAAACUCUGCACCGUCAUUCAGCUGCCAUCCCAAACUCUCCUCCUCGGCACCGUACCGGACCGAUCCAGCCGCCUUGUUGGCAUGCUCUUUCCCAAG
Messenger RNA from Closterium sp. Naga37s-1, 3336 nucleotides. Lineage: Eukaryota; Viridiplantae; Streptophyta; Zygnematophyceae; Desmidiales; Closteriaceae. The record is from the annotation of a GenBank genome assembly.